Gryllus bimaculatus (two-spotted cricket) is the source of this 1872-nucleotide messenger RNA. Lineage: Eukaryota; Metazoa; Arthropoda; Insecta; Orthoptera; Gryllidae. The record is from the annotation of a GenBank genome assembly.
AUGAAUGAAGAAGGAAGCAGUUGUGGGCCUGGAGGGCCUACAAUAAUGGUAUUUCGUCCAACAUAUGAAGAAUUUAAAGAUUUUAACGAGUACAUUCUACAUAUUGAGUCCAUGGGAGCCCAUAAAGCAGGACUAGCCAAAAUCAUUCCUCCUCCAGAAUGGGUGCCAAGACAAAAGGGUUAUGAUAUUGAUGACAUUAAUAUCACCAUACCCACUCCUAUUCGUCAAGUAGUAGACGGAAAAGCCGGACUGUACACUCAAAUAAAUGUCCAAAGAAAAGCUAUGACUGUCAAAGAAUAUCAAAAACUUGCCGAUAGUGAUCGUCAUAGAACACCAAAACACACAGACUAUGACAGUUUGGAGAGAACUUACUGGAAACAGAUCAUGUAUGGUUCCCCGAUAUAUGGAGCAGAUGUUUCAGGAAGUCUCACUGAUGAUAGUCUAACUGCUUGGAAUAUAAAUAGUCUGGGCAGCAUUUUAGACUAUGUUAAUGAAGACUAUGGUGUGAGCAUUGCUGGUGUAAAUACUGCCUAUUUAUAUUUUGGUAUGUGGAAAACGACGUUUGCUUGGCAUACUGAAGAUAUGGAUUUAUAUAGUAUAAAUUAUCUUCAUUUUGGAGCACCAAAGACAUGGUAUGCAAUCCCUCCAGAGCAUGGUCGUCGAUUUGAACGAUUAGCAAAUGGUUUCUUUCCUGAUGCAUUAAAAGAAUGUCCUGCAUUUCUUCGCCACAAAAUGACUUUAGUAUCUCCACAAGUAUUGAAAAAGUACUCCAUACCAUAUAAUAAAAUUACACAAGAAGCUGGUGAAAUUAUGAUAACAUUUCCAUUCGGUUACCAUGCAGGUUUUAAUCAUGGUUUCAAUUGUGCUGAAUCCACAAACUUUGCUUCUCCUCGAUGGGUGGAAUAUGGAAAACGAGCGUCUCAUUGUUUUUGUAGAGGUGAUACAGUUAAAAUUAGUAUGGAGACUUUCAUUAAGCGCUUUCAACCUGAACGUUAUGAUUUGUGGUUGCAAGGGAAAGAUGUGGGAGCACACCCAGAAGACCCUUCACGACAUUAUGCUGCUCCUCCUCCGAAACGAGAUGUGAUACCAAGUAGUGAAAAGGAUUCCAAAGAUUUCAAGUUAUUUGUGGAAAGCUUAAUGAAUCAUAAAAGACAUCCUUUCCAUAAGAAGAUGGGUUCAUCAUUCGCCCAACAAGGUAUUAAAAUCAAUAUUCCACCUCAUAUAUUAAAGGAAAUUGAGGAAAUGGAUUCAGAAUUGCCUGAAGGGGAAAUUUUGCAAGCUCUUCACGAUACUUGGCUGAAGACGGGUGAAGAAGAAUCCGAAGGUGCUCCCGAUCAUUAUAGUAAAUCUUGGAAGCGAAGGAGUACUAGUGAGGCCAGCAAUGAACUACCAGGGAAACGAAGAAAACCAUAUCGUAGGUCUCUUCCAGGGAAAAUGUCUCGUGAUCACUUGGGCUUUAGAAGACACCGAGUCCACACUUACGAUCCAGUUGCUUUGCAAGAAACUCUGGACAGUGUUGUGAAUAGUGAAGUGUUCAGUGAACUUAAUGCUCAAAUAGAAUAUUUUGAAGGAUUGUCGAGUGAAUUGUCUCAUGAUAAUUUUCAGGAAUAUGAGAAUUCGGAGCUCAAAAAUGUUUCAGUUGUUGCAGUUGUAGGAACUGAUGGGUCAAUAGAUUUGCCCAAUAACAUUUCAGAGAACAAUCAGUCUUUAGAAGAGGUUUCUAUCCUUGUAGACUCUGAAACUGAUGUUUUGACAAGUGAAAUAACUCUCAGUGAUUCACAUGAUUAUCAUAGCUCAGUGAAUGAAGUAUCAGUUGUAACAUAUGCAGAGAAUGUGCUGGAAGAUGAUGGUGACUCAGCGUACCUCACAUAA